Messenger RNA from Daldinia childiae, 1479 nucleotides. RefSeq names its product glycosyltransferase family 2. The coding region runs from base 1 to 1479 and encodes 492 amino acids. The transcript is spliced from 4 exons. The record is from RefSeq and is a predicted model, not a curated record. NCBI's taxonomy places the organism in Eukaryota, Fungi, Ascomycota, Sordariomycetes, Xylariales, Hypoxylaceae.
AUGGGCAUCACCACACCCCUGCCGGGCCUCUUUCACGUGCCCCUUAGCUUUCUUUCAUCACCAAACUUCUGGUGGUAUACUUUCUGGCUCUUGUGGGUGCACCGCUACCUGCGUCUAGUCGUUCACGUGGUUAGCCACUGGACCUACAAGUCGAAGCCUAUUCCCAUCAAGCCUAAAUACUGCUCUAAUGACGUGACGGUCAUUAUUCCUACCAUUCACAACGCCUUCGAGGAGCUUCGUCCCUCACUGGAGAGCAUCCUGGCUUGUCGACCGUAUGAACUGAUCCUCGUGACAACGUUGGAUAAGCACGCGGCGCUGGAAAGACUGGUGAAAACCCUCUCGACUUCUAAUAUUCGCGUGCUGUCCGGGCCUAUUGCCAACAAGCGACUUCAAGUCUGCGAGGCGCUUCCCAAGGUGAGGACCGAAAUUACUAUUAUGGCAGAUGACGAUGUUACUUGGCCGUCCACUCUCAUCCCGUGGAUCCUUGCUCCCUUCGAAGACCCGAAGAUCGGAGGCGUUGGCACUUGCCAACGUGUACGCCGAGAGCCGGACGGAUCCCUGUCGACCCAGAUCUUCAACUGGCUCGGAGCAGCCUACAUCGAGCGCCGCAACUUCGAGAUCUCAGCCACCCACAAUGUUGACGGAGGAACUUCUUGUAUGUCUGGCCGUACCGGGGCUUACCGAUCGGAAAUCUUGUCGAGCCAUGACUUUUUGGAGGGGUUCAAGACCGAGCGAUGGCGCGAUUAUAUCCUGAACGCUGACGACGACAAUUUCGUGACCCGCUGGCUGGUGAGCCACCAAUGGAAGACCUGGAUCCAGUACGAACGCGAAUGUGAGAUCGAGACUACCCUCGAAAAUGGCCUUAAAUUUCUCUAUCAGUGCUCGCGAUGGGCGCGAAGUAACUGGCGAAGCAACUGGACGAGUUUGGUUCGAGAGAGAUAUGUGAUUACUCAACAACCAUGGUCCACUUACGCUCUUCAUAUUGCAACCUUUACUUCCCUAGCUUUCCUCGUUGAUCCCCUUUUACUGGCUUCUCUCUGGUGGGGCACCGAGGGUUGGGACUUGGAAGUUCGCCAGCGCUUGUUCUGGGCUCAGUUUAUCUACAUGUUCGCUUUCACUAAGGUGGUCAAGCUAAUCGGACUCUUUCGACGUAACCCGACCGACAUUAUCUUCCUCCCUGUCUCCAUCAUAUUCGGCUACUUCCACGGUUUGAUCAAGCUAUACGCUCUGAUAACCUUGAAUAUGACCUCUUGGGGUAGUCGACCCGAUGGUGAUGCUAACGACGCCUUGCGUAUGUCUCCUCGUCCUAGAAGGAGCAACAGCAUUGCGACGCCUUCGCCUCGACAUGAUGAUCUCGAACGUAUGAUCAGCAACGCCUUGGCCUUGCGCAACCACCGCACCAAAUAUUCCGAGAAAGAACUGCUUCUUGACUACGAGAGAGAAAUCCCGCCGAUCGCCGUGGUUGCGGGACUAUCCUAG